Molecule: messenger RNA, 2022 nt
Organism: Varanus komodoensis (Komodo dragon)
Lineage: Eukaryota; Metazoa; Chordata; Lepidosauria; Squamata; Varanidae
Gene: TTLL11
Product: tubulin tyrosine ligase like 11
Exons: 11
Coding region: 1-2022 (673 amino acids)
Biological process (GO): microtubule cytoskeleton organization; protein polyglutamylation
Cellular component (GO): cilium
Molecular function (GO): tubulin-glutamic acid ligase activity; tubulin binding
Source: RefSeq, a predicted model, not a curated record
AUGAGAGGCCUCGCAAACAAGCUGUCGCUCACAAUUAAGCAUCCCGCCAUCACCUUUGUUCUGCAAGCGUCCUCGGCAGCGGCCCCAAGAAAGGCUCUGGUGGCGUCGUCGAGCCGAUCGCUUGCCCUGCGCAUGGAACUCUGGUCCACGGAAGGUCCUGAGAGAGACGGCAUUUCUGUCAACUGGGGUCAAAGGCAGGGAGUUGGUCUUCUCGGUCAAGAACACGCGGGUGGAGGGACGUUCACACAGCCAAGGAAGACGUGCCCGGCCGCGCCGCCCGUCACCGUCGACAGCUCCAGGGCGCGCACCUCGCUGGAGGCGCUCAAGCUCAGCCUGCGGCAGCUGCGCUGGAAGGAGUUCCCGUUCGGCCGCCGUUUGCCCUGUGACAUCCACUGGCACGCCGUGUCGUUUCACGAUAAUGUUGUCUACUCCGGCCAGGUCAACAAAUUUCCAGGUAUGACGGAGGUGGUGCGGAAGGUCUCGCUGAGCCGCGCUAUGCGCACCAUGCAGGAGCUCUUCCCGGCCGAGUACGACUUCUACCCGCGCUCCUGGAUCCUGCCCGAGGAGUUCGUCGUCUUCCUGGCAGAGGUGCAUAAGUUCAAGGACUCCAACCCAUCUUGGAAGCCCACCUUCAUUGUGAAGCCCGACGGGGGCUGCCAGGGCGAUGGGAUUUACCUCAUCCGAGAGCCCGACGACGUCUGGACGUCCGGAAACCUCCAGAAGAGGCCCGCAGUGGUCCAGGAGUACAUCUCCAAGCCCCUCCUGAUCGACAAGCUCAAGUUUGACCUCCGGCUGUACGUCCUGCUGAAGUCCUUAGACCCGCUGGAGAUCUACGUGGCCAGAGACGGGCUCUGCCGGUUUUGCACGGAGCCCUACCAGGAGCCGACGCUCAAGAACCUGCACCUGUCCUUCAUGCACCUGACCAAUUACUCCCUCAACGUGCUCAGCGGGAAGUUCGUCCACUCGAACAGCGGCAACACGGGCAGCAAACGGACGUUCGCCAGCAUCCUCGCGAGGCUGGCCGCCAGCGGCGUCGACGUCCGGAAGGUCUGGUCCGACAUCGUUUCCCUGGUCAUCAAGACGGUGAUUGCCCUGGUCCCCGAGCUGAAGGUGUAUCACCAUUCCUGCAUCCCCACGAGGAAGCAGGGGCCGUCUUGCUUCCAGAUUUUAGGGUUUGACAUUCUCCUGAUGAGGAACCUGAAGCCGAUUUUGCUGGAAGUCAAUGCCAACCCCAGCAUGAAAAUCGAGUAUGAGAAAGAGGUUUCUCCAGGAGUCACCCAGUGUGUCCCAAGCCCAGUGGAUGAGGAGGUCAAGGUGGCCGUCAUCCGGGACACGCUCCGGCUGGUGGAUCCUUACAAGAAGGACGCAGAGGCUCUCGCCGAGGCGUCGCAGGAAAACGAGGACUUGCUUGAAGAAGGGUUUGUGGAAAAACUGGAGCUGGGUGGCAGCGAAACGCCGGAGAGCAGCAUCCCCACGUUCUCCUUGAAGCAGGUCUUUCCGAAAUACGCCAAGCAGUUCGACUACCUGCGGCUGGUGGACCGGAUCGCCACGCUGUUCAUCCGCUUCCUGGGUGUGAAAGGGACGACUAAACUGGGACCGACCAGUUUCCGGACGUUUAUAAGGAACUGUAAGAUAAACAACAGCGGCUUCAGCAUGGCUGCGGUGGACAUCCUGUACAUCGACAUCACCCGGCGGGGCAGCGGCCUGGAGCAGCGGGACGCAGAAGUGGGCUGUAGCCAGAUGUCAGUGGCAAGGAUGCGGAUUCCUGUGGGCUCAGGCCCCGCCUUGUCCCCGUGCUUUGCCCCCUUUCCUGGCGGGGGCCUCAGGGCUCGGGGCCCAUGGGGGCUGCCCCUGCUCGCUCUGGCGCUGGUUUGCUCCUCCAGCUCCUGCCCCGUCUGUGGAUCACGGCUCUUGCUGGGCCGGGCGAGACCGAGCCGGGCGGACAGGCCCUGGAGCGGGAGCUGCGCCGGGAAGCCCCCCCAGCUGGAUGCUGCUGCCUGGGAUGCUGGGCCGGACGGGUAA